This is a messenger RNA of Acanthopagrus latus (yellowfin seabream), 4642 nucleotides long. RefSeq lists its product as uncharacterized. NCBI's taxonomy places the organism in Eukaryota, Metazoa, Chordata, Actinopteri, Spariformes, Sparidae. The coding region runs from base 904 to 3576 and encodes 890 amino acids. The record is from RefSeq and is a predicted model, not a curated record. The transcript has 2 exons.
AACAUGCACUUUGCUCUAACUGACACAACAAUCACUUAAAAUCUCUGAUACAGUGAGUGGAAGUUUGCACUUUGAAAUAUGGCAAUUAAGAAAGAGAAUAUGGAUUAUAUCAAUAUUGUGUAAAAGGUAAUGAGUGCAUUAGGUUCCUGGUUAGAAACCAGCUGGACAUGUUUAUUUGUCCUCCCAGAAUGAAAUUUGUUAACAGGUCAAAUCUUCUGGAUCAACAAGUCAAUUUUUUUUUAUCAACACCAUCAAAACAUCAUCAGUUUUAAUCAUCAUGAUGGCACUUAUCUAAAAUUAGAUAUCCCCCUAAUAUAGAGAUAAGAUGCACUCUGUUAGUUGCAUACUGUUAAAAGUACAAUAAAGUACAUUUAUACUUGAGUCAAAGUGUAAUGUUUAGAUUUUACUCAAAGUCUGGAUUUUCUUCCAAUUCCAUCAACACUCACCACAGGAGCAGGAGACUUUCCUAUAUGUUCCUGAACACAGCACCGUCACAUUAUCGAUCGAGAGCAGACAUAAAUGUGUUUCAUUUGUCGCUUUGAUUCAGACUAAUCCACGAAAGACAUUAAAACCGCUAAAUGAGCUUCAGAUGUCAUUUGCACGUUGCUUCGUGAUGCUUUCUGAACAGACCGAGUAACUGCUCAGCGAUGGUGUCCUCAAACGCUGGGGUUUCCGAUGCGUCCCUGAAGGCGGCCUUCAGAAGAAGUUUGGAUGUGUUGCAGCGCUGCAGCCUCACAUGGCAAGUUUCAGUCUGUAGAAACAUCGAGACAACAAACCUCACCAAACUCUUCCACCUACAGAUGAUCGAUCUGUGCUCCGGUCUUUGACAGAAGAUGAUGCAGUAACAGUCGCAGUUGCUUGGAGUUUGUUCUGAGGACUCUUUUGGGGGAUUUAGUUAUCACCAUGGAUGGUAUCAAUGACUACAUCUGGCAGCGCCGUAUCCACCAUGGCGUCAGGUAUCAGAAAGGUGUGGUCCCGUUCCCGGAUUCGGUUGAAAUUGGGCUGGAGUUCAACGCGGCACUGGAAAGGAAGGAAAAGUUAGAUGAGAGUCUGCUGUCGGCUGGCGUGAUGGUGGAUAUUUGUGACUUUGCCAAAACAGUGACUAAGUCCGAGAAGUACUUCUUAUUCGAAAUGCUAGAGUUCAACUUUGACCUCGGUGUGGAUAAGGACAAUGACAAGCAGUGCUAUGAAUACGCAUCAAGAAUUCACAAUAAAAUAAAACUUUUGAAGGAACAAAUCAAGUGUAAACCUCAUAGAUUUAAAGAAACAUUUUCGCUGCCUGACCAAAGCGCUAUUAUGAGGUUCAGUCAGCCAAAGAGUGGGCAAGGCUACUGCCCUAAAUGGAACAAAGAUGUAGAUGCGUCGGUCCUCACUGACAGCAGCAAGAACGGCCAAUCUUCAGAAAAUCAGGUGACGGAGAGUAACAGAGCUGUGAGCAGUUUGUGCAUAAUAAAGAGACGAGGAGGAGCAAAGCUAACGGGAGAUGCUUACCCUUUCUGUAAAGAACUUGGUGUGACUCUGAUUUACCAGUCAGAUGAUCCACUAAGACAGAAACUAGACCGAAGUCUGGUGACCAACGGAGUGAUGAUGGAGCUGUUAGACUUUUCCAAAGUGCUUUGUGGAACUCACACUGCGAUAGUUUUUGACUUAGUCAAGCAAAACUUUGGUCUUGAGAUGGAUAAAAUGCAGUUCCGGAUGUGUGUGUCUAAGCUGAUGGAGCGACGAUACGUCUGCAUAAAUACCAAGGCCAGGGACACUUUCAGAAAGGAGCCUUUUAAAGUCCCAACCAAGAAACUAGAGCAGAAUUGUAGAAAGAGGAAAAAGCCAGACUCUGAAGGAGAAAGACUAACAGAAGCUUGUGAGGGAUGGGGAACUCUGACAAACAGGGCAGACGAUGCUGACCUUUCAUACAUGUGUCCCGUUGAUUUUGAGACUGAAAUGCAGUCAGGAACGGAAGCAAAACCAGAUAAAAUGAUGACUGGAAGUUGUUUCACAGGAACAGCUGCAGAACCAAUGUCUGCAGUGGCUUUGGUAAAUGCUGCACAGAAGAGACAAAAGCUUCCUCCUCUUCCUGCUUUAUGUCCAAACGGCCACAACUCUAGGUUGGUUGAACCUUGUCCAAACACCAUAUCAACCCUGAGAGUCUCAGAUUUGAUGUCUGAAGAUAAAAACGAGGAGAAACAUGUAAAAGAUCUGAAACAGAAGCUGUGGAUGAGGCGUGCAACUCGCUCAAAACAAAUCCUUAAGUCAUGCAGAGUGAACGACUUGUUUUCCCACUGCAGGAAGAUCGCUUUAGACUUUAAUGUUGGUUCAGGGAACAAACAGAAAGUGGAUCUGAAGCUGCUCACCAACCACGUGCUGUGGGAGAUUUAUAGGUUUGCCAACUCAUUGAAAAAAAGUGCACAGAGUUUCUUAUUGGAAAUUCUGGACUUGAACUUCAACUUUGUCCCCACAGAUAAGAUACAGCAGCGCAAUUUAAUAUAUUACAUGGUAUUAAAGGAGAAGAUUCUUCAGAGCAACCCUGAUAGAUGGAAAAUAGAGUUUCUCAGCAGACCUGUUCGAUUCCCCGAAGUUUACAGCACGAUUGAUGCGACAAGCGAAUGUCAGACGGGGAUGGAGCAGGAGCAGGAGCAGGAGCAGGAGCAGGAUGUGGAAUCACCGGCUUCAGCUACAAACCAGCAGACGGAUGCGGAGCCACACCAGUUUUGUAACCAGUUAGAUCUCGACCUCUGGUCGACAGAACAACGUUCGGCGAGUCAGAAGCUUGAUCUGAACGUCCUGACCUCGGGUGCCAUGUUUGAAAUAUUCAGCUUUGUCAGAGAGCUUUGUGGAGAAGUCAGUGAGAUAGUUAAUGACAUCCUUGAGCACAAUUUUGAAGUUGAUCUUCAAAGUGGUGAAACAGAGGCUGCAAAGGUGAUCCACAGAUGGUACACAACACAUAGAUUCUUGAUAAAAAAUCACUACAAAUCACCAAAGGCACGAAGGUGGUUAAACGCUGUUGUCCCGCUGAAUGGUGAUGGGAAGAUUUGUCCAAAACCAACGACUCGCAACCACCUGGAGGAUCUGGAUACAGAAGAUGUGAAGCCGAGUAGAGAGGCUUUGGAUGCAAGAAUGCAACAGGUGAAAAAAAAAGUCAACAGCUAUCGCAUCUGCAGAGAGAUUGGACUGGACCUUCAGGUCAAUAGAAAGUCAGAACCCAAAAAGAAACUCGAUUUGCAAUUGUUGACGAGAGGAGCCCUCCUGGAGAUCCACCAGUACGUAGAACAAAACUCCACGAGAUACGUUCCCUCUCUCUACGAGAUUCUUGAUUACAACUUCGAUCUGAGUCCUCUCAAACAUGGGAAGGUGGAGUUCGCCUGGUCCAUCGCAUCCAAGGCGAUCGUCAUAGCAGACAAAAUCAACAGAAAGGGAGAUUAUCUGAACAAAGUGUUUGAGUUGCCCUUCGAGGUCUCACAGUGCCCGCAGAUCAAAGAGGAGCCGGAGGACGAAUUCAGCGAGCCGGACCUUCACGAUGACUCUGGUGUCAUGUUUGUUCGGGAACUGAAGGCUGUUGACAUCGAAGUUGAGAUUGAGUGAAAUCGUAACUCCUGUUUUCAUUGCAAGAAUCAGUACUUGUGGUGAUUUAUAUGGUUGGGUUAGAAAAAAACCAACAUCUUGCAGUAUCUUUUGAGAAUGUCCUGAGAUAUUUUCUCUUUUUCCUUGUGGGUCCGAUCUAUCAUGAACAUUGGAAGUUAAAUCAUAAUUAUAUCCUGUUUUUUGAGAAGUUAGAAAUAGAUCAUGUUUUGAACUUUUGCAUUUAAAAAUGUAUUUGAUCUGUAUGAUAAUUUCAGCAUUGAAGAAGCAACACAAACUCCUGAGCAUCAAAUGUUUGGCUUUUUUGUUUCACAUUUUGUUUUUAGUAUAUUUGACCUACUAAUUGAUUAAGACUAAAGAUUGUAGCAGCAUAGUAGUUGUCACAAAACUUAUAAAAGUUUCUGCCAAAAGACAAUUUCUGGGGUGGGAAAGUGGCAGAUGGCUCAAAUUACGCAUGCAGCCUUACAGGAAUUGAAUAUAAAGUACAGCCACAUCUAUUAGAAAUGAACUGGUUCCAAAUCUGCUUGUAAAACAUGAAAAGUGUGGGCGGGACAAUUCAACGGUACAAACGUGUUGUGUGUUAUUUUCUUUCUGUUUCGUUGCCUUAAAUCUUCCAUGCAUUUGACACAAACACACACAUUCACAGUCCUUAAUUUUUUUUGUAAACUAGGGAGGAAGUGUGUUGUAUAAUUUACAUGUUCAUCUACAAAAGCAGCUCAGUAGAGUCUUGGUUGUUGAGCCUUAUGUGAUGAAGUUAAAGGUGGAUUAUGCCAUGAUUUGUGGAUGUUUUUUAUUAGAUAAAGAGAUGGAUUUUCCUCAGAAACAAGUGGCUGAAUGUCAUUUUCUGCCAAAAUGUUUAUUUUUUUUUCUACAAAAGUGGAUGCAAGCUCAUCUUCCUACCUUAGUUGUAUGUUUUUUGUUUUAAUGAUCAAGUUCUGUUGUUGAGACUUUUCUUUCGACUGCAAAUUAAAGUGUCUUUAACCUUCAUCAGAUGUUUGUUUUUCCCCCCUUUCUCAUUUACUUACUCAGAGGGCAUGUCGUAUGUUCUUUUUACUGUGCUAUAAAUAUG